CGCACUCCUCCAGCCUCAAGGAGAACCUCAAGUCCCACUUCCUCCUCAAACACCCGGGCUGUGACCCUGGCGUGUUGAUGGCGCCGAUGCCGCACAGAUGAAGGUGAAGGCGCCCCCCGCCGCUUGCCCGCUGCUGUUUCCGCCGCGUCUCGCUCGGAGGCUUUCCGCUAAGGGCUGUGCGCUCGUCGGGGACCAGGUGACCUAAGACUUUAGUGUAUGGUGUAUUUUGUUGGUAAGGGAGGCAGGUGUCCGUCUCUGAGGCGUGCGCGGAAGAGUGGCUGGUCGAUGGUGUACCUUAAGACUCGGCGGCCCGAGGGCGAGACACAUCAGAGGCACGACUGCCAGCCCUGCAGUGCUCAUGUGGCCUUUCUCUUGUUCUAGGGCGGCGUGGAAUGGCUGGACUGUUCUUGGCCCAUAGGGGAUGAGGGGAGUAGGUCCCAGGCCUCCUCGGCGGCAAUGUCCCUGCCAACACAGAUGCCCCUUCCCUUGUCUUCCUCCUCCACCACCUCCGCCUCGAGCUCGUCGGGCCCAUCCCUCAGGCUGGCCCUGGGCGGGAUGUGUGGCCCUAGACCACCCCAGCCGCCGCCGCCUCAACAGCCGCCGCAGCCUCCGCAGCCGCUGCUGCAGCCGCAGGGGAGCGUCCAUCCUCCCUCAGUCGGGCACGACCUGAUCCAGCGCAAGGGCGGAGGCGAUUACGUGUGCGGGUACUGCGGCAAGAACUUCGUGGCGCCGGCCUUCCUGCGGCGCCACAUCCGAGCGCACACGGGGGAGAAGCCCUUCAAGUGCCCCCACUGCGACUUCCGGGCCACGCAGAAGGGCAACCUCAACAGCCACAUCAUCAAUAGACAUAACGCACCGACCGUGUGAU
This is a messenger RNA of Penaeus chinensis, 868 nucleotides long. Its product is annotated as zinc finger protein 536-like. The transcript has a single exon. The coding region runs from base 457 to 867 and encodes 136 amino acids. Gene Ontology annotation, cellular component: nucleus. The record is from RefSeq and is a predicted model, not a curated record. Lineage: Eukaryota; Metazoa; Arthropoda; Malacostraca; Decapoda; Penaeidae.